GAGCCGCUAGCGCUACUGUUUGAUAGCUUCAGUUCAGAUUCCUGACAGUUUGACGUACAAGUUAUCAACUUCCACCAGCUGCAGUCACUCCUACAAUACAGUGAAUGUUGUCAUAGCGCAUAACGGCAAUAGCCAAGGCCACGGCAGGCAAAAUUUCAACAGGAGGCACGGCUUCCUCCCGCCUCCCAAUGCCGUUUCCCAACGAGCCGCCCGCCUCCUAUCGCACGCCGCCCUUUCCAUCGCUCAACAUCCACGAUAUCCACGAUUUUACAGACGAUAAGCGGUACACGCUGUAUUACAUUGGCGAUGCGUGGCGCUUUACAUUGAUAUGGACGCUCAUCGUGUUCGCUGUGUUCCAUAUGGGUGCGGUGCUGAUUGCGUGGUUCACGCACGGGUGGAAGAAGUCAUCGUGGAAGUACCUAUGGCUUGCGCCAAUUGUUUAUUUAGGCGUUGCCGCGCUUGAGGCUGUAGUCUCAGGAAGCAUUGUCGGGCUAAUGCUCGGCGCUGUUUACAAGGCAGGCUACUACGAAAUGAAUACAUGGAUUCCUUGCAUAUGGGGAUUCAUCAGUGUUCUAGUUCUCAUUAUUUCGUCCUUCUCGAUACAGGGUGGUCUGUAGAAGACCUUUGCGAAUGUCCUUCAAAGAGCAAUCAUCUACACCAUCCACGCUGCUGCAGCCUUCACGGCAGACCGACUCACGAGGGAGACACGACUAUAUCAGUCGAAAGAUUGCCAUGGAUUGUUCAUACGGGGCAAUUAACAUAUUGUAUUAUUUAAGUGGAUCUCUCCAGUCCUAUCCACAUACUUUGCAUUUUGGCAGCGCUGCACCAAAGCACAUUAGCAUUUUUAACGAAUAAUGAAUACAAGUACAUACCCAUAAACUUGGUCAUAUAUAAUAAAAUAUUUGAAGCAU
This is a messenger RNA of [Torrubiella] hemipterigena, 911 nucleotides long. Lineage: Eukaryota; Fungi; Ascomycota; Sordariomycetes; Hypocreales; Clavicipitaceae. The record is from the annotation of a GenBank genome assembly.